Pollicipes pollicipes is the source of this 2256-nucleotide messenger RNA. RefSeq lists its product as uncharacterized. The record is from RefSeq and is a predicted model, not a curated record. Bases 38 to 457 code for a protein of 139 amino acids. The transcript has 3 exons. NCBI's taxonomy places the organism in Eukaryota, Metazoa, Arthropoda, Thecostraca, Pollicipedomorpha, Pollicipedidae.
GUCGCACUCGUGAAGCACCAGAACGACUCCAUCAUACAUGUCCACAGGUCGGGCCCGCUCGGGAGGACGCAGAAUGCGCGGCGGGGUGCUGCUGCUGGGCGCCGCUAUCCUGUUCGUCUGCUUUGGCAUGAGCGCCGGCAAGCGCUUCGACUGCCAGGUCUUCUGCAAGUCGACUGGCUUCAGCGGCAUGAUCGGCGGCUGUCGCUGCAGCUUCACGCUCUUCACAUCCAAGCGCAGUCAGCGUGCCAGGGUAGCGCCCGGACUCGACGCGUCCAUGCCUGAGGUUGACAACAUGGCCGGGUUUGCCAGCCGUCUCGGCGUCAGGGAGCCGGAGCGGGACGCCAUCAUUCCGUACCUGUUCUUCCCGAACGUGCGCGACAGGGGCCAGAAAGAGGUCAUGGAAGACACGGAUUUCCAGGGAAAGAACGAUUUAGUGUUCGGCAAUAUGUAUCAGUGAUAUCUGCGAGCUUGUUUGAAGGAUGUUUCGGAUUACCAUAAAACGCCAGGCCCUGCAGUUUGGUUCGGUGUAUUGUCGCAGACUUGUGCUCGGUGCCUGAUCGUCAAACCACCUUGUACAUUCGGAGGCACGCACAGAGCGGGUGGAGAAGCCAGCAAACGAUCGGGCUGGGACGUUGGAGGUGUCACUCCUUUGUCGUCAGGUAGACUUCUCGCCCUAACGGGCUGGACGUAUUAGAUUUAUUUAUUCCAGAAACAGCAAAGACGCGUCGUUGAAACCGAUGAUUGUCCUCCCCCAAGAAAGAUUGCGCAUCUGAAACAUUGCUAUUUGCGCCCUGUAUUCGAGCGUAACGCUUUGGAUUAACGCCCUCCCGUGAUUGAAGUACGCACACACGGCGCUCGAUUCAAUUGGAAUGCGUCUGAAGAUCAAUGUUUCUGGAACCAAUGAGGCAUAGAGUGCAAAUUCCUAACAACAAGAUGAUUCGUUAUAAAUCCGAAGGCUAUACCACAACUCUACUCAUUUGGCCCCGUCAUGGUAUUUCUAGAUCCGGUGUCUUUGAGGCGUAUUGAAACUCUGCACCUCAUCUUACCGUGACCGGUCUUUAAGUGUUUCCCGUUUUCUCUCGCGGUACUUGGAGGGGUGACAGCCAAAUGUGACCGGCGCUGUUCCAUAUCCGCACCGAGCACAGGUCUAGGCUGUUGCGUAUGUUGAUUACCAAGUUGGCAACAUUUGAGUCGAUAUUUGUUUUUAUCGUGGAUUGAGCCCUAUACUUAGUUCGCUGUGUUGUGCAGGUUGACCACCAAGCUGUGAAUAUUUGUCUUGUCACAUUGAUUUAUCUUGAGAAUUAUCGCAAAUAAAGGUAGUUUUAUGUAUACGUACAUCGUUCACAAAUACUGAAGCGACCGCAAAAGACGGUCUGCAUGACCUAAAAUGUCUGCGACCAAGGCAGGAGAAGUUUGGUUGACAUAGACGAGGAGGUUGAUCUCCAUAUACUUACGUGGCAUGACGAAACCCUUAAGGGACACAGGUGUUUGGUAAUGUUGUUGGCACUAUGGCAUGACAUGAGAAUCUGCAGAUACUGUAAUGUUCCAUCUCACCAGCAGCGGAAAAAAUCAUGUCUAUAUAGUGUGCUGUCAAAUUCAUGGAUAUUCAUUCACAGUGGAUAAUCCCGAUGGAUAAUCCCGUCACUGCACAAACUGCGAGGUAAUUACAUGUUUUGUGAUCGCUGCUGUCAUCUGAUCGCCCCCCAAAAUUACAUUAAGGAUGUAACUCCCGAGCCAUAUGACAACGGAAAUUGAUUGUCCAUUUACAGCGCACAGCGCGCAGUGUGGCGCCACCACCUAUGGCUACAUCCAGCUUGCAACGAUUGAAUGACGUCAUGACCGGAUGGUUUGUUUUCACUGGCCGUAUAAUAUUUUUUUCAUCAGCACCCACGGGUAGGUACUGCCGUGCUGAACAGUCACUGAGAGUGCUUAAGUGGGGAACGAUGGAUAACCCCGACCUCAUAAAACUGUGCAUGACUCCCCAUGGGCUUGCACACCCGAAGAUUUGGGUAUGAGUUUGGCACCUUGUCGAAUGCUUGAUAAGGCUAGUUAUUUUGGGGCUGGAAACUGCUCUUCUGUUUUCACCCAGGCAACCCAAGUGAAAUCGAACCAAUGAACAAAGCAUGCAGAUCAGUCACGACUGCUGCUUUGCUUGACAAGUUCGGUAAACUUAGGUGAGGAAAACCUGAUGGAACUUUACCGGCCUGAAAUUGCUUUGACAUACACGACUACUAUCAUAUACACGAUAUUGAUGAA